Messenger RNA from Neoarthrinium moseri, 1623 nucleotides. RefSeq lists its product as uncharacterized. The transcript is spliced from 3 exons. NCBI's taxonomy places the organism in Eukaryota, Fungi, Ascomycota, Sordariomycetes, Amphisphaeriales, Apiosporaceae. The record is from RefSeq and is a predicted model, not a curated record. Gene Ontology annotation, molecular function: ATP binding; protein kinase activity. Gene Ontology annotation, biological process: protein phosphorylation. Bases 1 to 1623 code for a protein of 540 amino acids.
AUGGCGACUGAAAAGAUUUAUUUGAACAACCGCUGUAAGGGGGAGCGUCCAGAUGCCUACGGACCUGGCAAAAAUCAGCCAGUGUACCUUGGUGACGUCCUGGACAACCAUUACCAUAUCUUCCGCAAGUUGGAGUCUGGGCAUCGGUACACUGUAUGGUUAGCACGAGACAAGAGAAACUCAGAGAGGUCCUUUGUGGCUAUCAAAGUGUUUUCUGCCGAUUCAACCCAGGUGAUGCCCACGCUCACUAGAUGUCUCGGCCCACUGAAUCACCCAGGGAAGAGCCAUGCCGAGUUACCUUUGCGUUCGUUCAUGGUGCGCGGCCCCAUGGGAGAUCACCUUUGCAAGACUAUUGAGCCCGUGGGAAGCUGCAUCUAUGGCAUUAUAGACGAGGCUUACAAGAUAAGGGGCGACCUCAAUGAGCAGCAAUCGACCUUGCAUAGAGUAUUAGAGGGUGACCCCUGGUCAGCAGAUUUCGCCAGACGUGCCUGCUGGCAGAUGCUGCUGGGCGUUGAUUAUUGUCAUCAGCAACGCAUAGCCCACAGAUCUGUUGCGCCGUGGAGUGCCCAUUUUGUUUUGGACCACGACCUUUCGACACUUAGUGAAAAUGAGCUCCUGAAGGACGUUUGGCCUUCGAAAAAGUCGGAAGGUGUGGAUGAGAACCGAUUCAUGCAGGGUACCGCUGUGAGCUCUGACACUCAAGUUGAAGCAAGUAGCAAACCUGACGAUUGUGACGAUAAUGAUGAACCAGACGAGUCCGAUGAGUCCGAUGAGUCCGACGAUGGCUCUAUCCCAGACUGGCAAAAGGACUGGGAAGAAUGUGAAAGGCGCAUUGCGAAGCAAUGGGAGACUUGUGACCCAAGUGAUGCGACUGCCGAGCCACAUUCUGCCGAGUGGAAGAAGGCAAAUUUCUUCAACAGCCGAAGCGACAUUGAAUUAUUACAGCGCAAAGAUGGAAAACCUCUGGGACCAGAUGAGGUUCAUUAUACCGUGGCUCCAACGCCAUUGUACAGUGGAUUUCCUCUCAAGGACGUUGCGAACCCAGAGAAGCCAUUUAGGCUUGUUCUUGCCGAUCCAGGCUCUACCUGCGCCUUUGAAGAUUGCGAAAAAUGCCCUUUGACCAAAAUAUCAAACUACCUCGCCCCUGAAGCUCUGCUAGGCUUACCGACCACCGAAAAGGGUGACAUCUACUCAAUGGGCAUCGUUUUCUGGGAGUUUGUCAUGCUCCGCCUACUUGUCGAAUCGAACUAUAGUUCUCAAGAUCCGGAGCAUGUCAAUCUCAAGAAUCGACAACUACGUGACAUCGCUCACCGUCUUGGCCCAAUCCCAACUGCCAUACGGACGCAAUGGCGUGACGCGGAAAAGUUCGUAGAUUCGGAAGGGAAUGCAUUGGAUAUGCAAGAACAAGAUGGAGAGACAUACGGGCCCGACGACUUCGAGUAUGGUGAUAUCUGGUAUCAGGCCAGGAAAUGCAAGCCUCUGGACAUGUCAGAGGAGACGAUGGAGCAUUUUGUGCGUCUGGUUCAGACAAUGAUGCAGUGGCAACCUGAGCUGCGGCCAUCAACAACGCAGCUGCUACAGGACCCUUGGUUCAAGGACCUCCGAGAAAAAGCUUCGCUAUAA